Penaeus monodon (black tiger shrimp) is the source of this 1258-nucleotide messenger RNA. RefSeq names its product vesicle-associated membrane protein 3-like. Gene Ontology annotation, cellular component: SNARE complex; plasma membrane. Gene Ontology annotation, molecular function: SNAP receptor activity; syntaxin binding. The coding region runs from base 16 to 561 and encodes 181 amino acids. Gene Ontology annotation, biological process: SNARE complex assembly; vesicle fusion; vesicle-mediated transport. The transcript has 4 exons. The record is from RefSeq and is a predicted model, not a curated record. NCBI's taxonomy places the organism in Eukaryota, Metazoa, Arthropoda, Malacostraca, Decapoda, Penaeidae.
AAAUGUCACAAGAAAAUGGCAAACUGGCACCACUUAUGGCACUGUCUUGGGAGAGGAUGCCAGUGUAGCUUCCUGAAAAGCAAUGGCAGGAUGUACCCAAGUCGAAGUCCCUCACCAAGACCUUUUCUUACAAAAGAUAAUGAAAGAACACCCGACAUUAUGAUGCAACCAGAGAAUCCCACGGUUAAGGAUCCUGCCCAGGUGGCAGCCAACAACCGUCUGGCGCAAACGCAGCAGCAAGUGAAUGAAGUGGUUGACAUCAUGAAAACCAACGUGGAGAGGAUAAUGGAGAGGGAAGACAGGCUGACGGAGCUCGACAGGAGAGCUGACAACCUGACUAUGAGCGCGGCUGAGUUCCAGACGACCUCUCGCAAGCUCAAGAAGAAGUAUUGGUGGAAGAACACGAAGAUGACCAUCAUCCUGGUGUGCGUAGUCAUCGUCGUCAUCAUCAUCAUUGUCUUUGCCUGCGUCGGGAUUCCCUCAGGAGGCAGCAGCGGCGGUGACACUCCUGCUGUGACAACGGGUGCUCCUCCGCCUGUCACGACUUCAACGCCAGCCUAGAGCGUCCUGAGGAAGAGGAAUUCCUUGUUGUUUUCCCGUUAAAAAUAAGUUUCGUAGAUUUGGUUCGCUAGUCAUCUGUUUUAUGUUUUUUUAUUUUUAUUUUUAUUGAUUUCUUUUUUUAUUAUUAUCAUUUAUCAUUUAGGUAAAGCAGGUUUGAUAAUCAUACGAUUCGCUGUAGUAAUUUUUAUUUCAAAUUAGGGUUUAUAAAGUCACGGUGAACUGUUUUGUUUUUAGGAGAAGCUGGUUUGACAAUCUUUAGGCUCGUAAUACCUAUUUUUAUUCAAAAUUAGGAUCAUAAAAUUGCAGUUUAUAUUUUGGGAGAAUUAAUCGAUUCGUUGUAGUCAUUUUGAUUCCAAAUUAGGGUUCAUAGGAUUACGAUUAACAGUUUACUUUUUAGGAGAAGCAGGUGUGAUAAUCAUUAUGUUCGUAGUGAUCAUUUUUGUUCCAAAUUGGGGUUCAUAAACAGUAAACAGUUUAUAGUAAGGUUUGUAAGAUCACAUUUGUUAUUCUUUAAGGAUGAAGUUUCCGAAAUAAUGACAGUAAGAAAAAAAAAAAAAAAAAAAAAACAGAUUCUGGAAUAUUCACAGAAAGGAGAGAAUUGUAAAAAAAAAAAAAAAAAAAAAAUCAAGAGUAUUCACAUAAAAAGAAAACUGUGUAUGAAAGAUUCUAGAAUAUUCACAGAAUAAAAGAAUUGUAA